Molecule: messenger RNA, 3642 nt
Organism: Sphaeramia orbicularis (orbiculate cardinalfish)
Lineage: Eukaryota; Metazoa; Chordata; Actinopteri; Kurtiformes; Apogonidae
Gene: ccdc134
Product: coiled-coil domain containing 134
Exons: 7
Coding region: 1783-2520 (245 amino acids)
Source: RefSeq, a predicted model, not a curated record
CUCUAUAGAGCUGCUGUGUUGCAUGCGUUCCCACACUGACCUAUAGUAUGUGCAGUGUCCUCAUGUUGUUACUGUAUGUGCUGUGGGGGAUGUGGGGAUGCGCCUGUUGUCAUGACCACAGGCAGAAAUCACCCAGGUGGAUGUUGGAGUGUGUUAGCCGUGUAUUUGUUAAGGUUGUCGUGUCUCCCCAUGCAGCCCUGUGUGCGGUUUAAGGGGCGGUUGAAAUGAACAUUUCUGUCCUCAGAUUGUUCUGCUCUGUGCAGGGCAUUGCAGUCAUUGCCAUUAGCUCAUGUGUAAUCUGAUCUCACAGUUACCACUAGGUUCUCCUUGGACUUCUUCUUUUUCACUGACUAUCCCUCUGUAAUUAGAGUCGCAUGCUUACAGUUAAUGGAUGCAUUUAGACUCAUUCCUGUGCUGCCCAUGCCACAUUAGAAAUGACUGAUCCAUCCUUAAUGUCUCUCUUACACUACUUCUUAAUAUCUCAGCAGUUUGCAUGAAAACUGACUGCUGAAUGUCUUUGUUGGCUGCAUUAAAUUGUGCCAGCAGUAUAACCUUUUUGCUCAUAAAUAUCUGUCAUUGCUACAGGACUGCAUGCUCAGAAGCACAUAGGAACAUCAAAAAGAUCCGGCGAGCGGCUGCUGCGAGAGAGACAAGGCCUCCUUUCUUUGGCUGUUAUUAAGAAAUAUGGAGGCUUUCGACCAGCACUUAAGGAUAUUUAGUGCAGCAUUUCUCAGAAAGCUGGGAAGCCACCCAAAAGAUGUUCUCAGAAUGCACAAAUUGGCCUUAAUCGAACAUUGUCUUCACUCAGCUGGCUGUUCAAAAACACUUGUUUCUGCUGACGAUGUAAGGAAAAAAGUUUUAUUUUUAAGUAAGAGACUUUGAGAGGACAGAGGCCACCACUUAAAACAGAAGUAACUGCUGCUGUCAGGAAAAACCUCCAUGAGGGUAGUCCCCUGCUGCCGGCCAGGACAUGCUGUAUAAACCAAAGUUUCAGCACAGAAUGAUCACCCUUUAGGUCACACUAUCACAACUAUGAGGAAGAAUUGUGCACUAUAUAUCUAAGAGCAUAUGCUUUUUCCCUGUAAUUUAUGAGACGCUCAAGGGGCCUCAUCCAACUGAAAUUAACAUUCACACUCCAAGACGUUUGCUCGCUUCCUAGCCCUUUAGAUUCAAGAAUCGGCAGCCAGGCUUGUAAAGAUUAAUUCCAUCAGUUCAAAAUCAAGUCCCUGGUGCUCAUUAUCAUCUUGCACAGCCUCGUACUUCCCUUCUAUCUUGCACUCGAUCCUCUAUCUUUACGUCUUUUAGUUUUAUUACUGUGUCUUGGCAGUUGUAGAUGAAAUAUUCACCAGAAAAGCUGUUGUUUCCCGCAGGGUUUUGCCUUCUCGCUCUUUGCUCUCGUCGUCCUGCUUCUUACAGUCUUUCCCACUUCCCACAGCCAAGCCCCAGUACCCCCUCUGCAUCCCACUGAUAGUAUAAUUGAUGGAGCCCUUGCUAAAUUAUGCAUGAAUUGUAUGAUUUAGUUUUUUGUUGUUGUUAUUAUUGUCUUGUUGCUUUUCAUCAACCUUGUCUCCUGCCUCUAGUUACCUCUGUUUUCUGCUAAUGUUUUCUUAAAAAUUUUGGCUUUCAUCAAAUUUUCAUUUGAUGAGCAUCUAUUUUUAGCUGUUUUAUUUAUGUUCUCGCUUUCAUUUCCCCCUCAUCCAUCUUUUUUUCAAAUGAAUAAAAACCUCUGAGGGGAAGGAAGUUGCAGCCGAAUGAAAAUCCUGAAGAGGACGACUGCUGAGGAUGGAGAGACCAGAGGGAAGAGUGCCUCUCUGCUGCCCCCUGCUGACCAUGCAGAAUAUGUUUGCAGUGGUCCUGGCACUCGCUGCCGCUGCCUUGAGCUCAGCAGAUACGGACAUGCACCGAUCAAGACAUGACUCCAACCUGGAGAUAUACAAGCGACUGUUCGAGACCAAAAGGAAGGAUCAGUUGAACGCGCUUAAGAAUUUGGUUGAGCUGAACGACAUCAACCAGCAGUACAAGAUUAUAGACAUCAUGCUCAAAGGACUCUUCAAGGUGUUGGAGGACUCCAGACAAAUCCUGGUUGCAGCCAACAUGCAGCCUGAUGACCCCUUCCCCAUGGACGAUAAGAUCAAAGAAGCUUACUCCCAUGUGGUGGAGAACACAGCUUUUUUCGGCGAUGUAGCAUUGCGUUUUCCCCGCAUUGUCCACCACUACUAUGACCGGAACGCUGACUGGGGCGGUCUACUGCGCUGGGGUCUGAAUUUCUGUAACCAAACGGGUGUUUUCACAGGAGGAGCACACCAACACGUCCUCACAUUAAUGUCACAGGAACUGGGAAUAACAGAGAAAUCCCCAGACUUUAUAAACCCCUACCGCACAGAGAGAGACGAUGUGCUUCACACUGCAGAGGCUUUCCAAAAGAUCCUGAGGGAGGAGGAGAAGAGGAGGAGGAAGGAAGAGAAAAGGAAAGAAAUCCGGAAAGGCCCUCGUAUUUCCCGCUCCCGCACAGAGCUAUAGCGCUGCACCUUGAUGCUUACAGAGCGCAGAGAAGAAGAAACAGCAGGAGGCAGAGAAAGAGGAGCAUACGCACAGUCCACAAGAGCUGGCUUGACUUGUAGACUCUAAUGACAGUGGAGAAAAGAAGAGCUGUCAUCAACCUAUACAAAAGCCAGGUGCUCAGUUCAAAACGGGAGAGUAACUUUCAAUGUGACACAAAAUGAGUAGAGUGGAGGUUAGUCAUUUGGACAAAGGCCUGAGUUGCUGUCCUCCCACAGUGAUUUAUAAUUUGAAAAUCAACUCGAGGUAAAAGGCAUCUGCGGAGAAGGAGUUAAUGAGGGAAACUCUUUUUUGAUAAGGAUUACUUAAAGGUACUUUUGAACACAAAUCCUUUUAGUAUAAUAAAUUUGCUUCAAAACUUUGCAAAUCCCAAUGUAUUGUGUGUAGUCUAAAUUAAUGUCUGAAACUCAUUUGCUUUAAAUACCUGUUGUUGCCAAACAUAAGUUCAACGUCACUUCAUUAAAAGCGUAUUUGAAGUUCAGCUAAUGAUAUGGUGAUGAGAUAUAAUGUUUUAUUGUUUGUUUUUUGUUUUGUUAUUUUAGAUUCUUUUUGUUUUCCAAGAACUGGGAUUUCUUGGAUAUUUCUAAGCUGUGUGUGAAUAGGCAAAUAUAUGUUCUUAUUGCUGCUCAAGCUGAAAGGAUGCAUUUUACAUUUAAUUUUUUUUUUUUUGUUUUUUGAUUUUUAAAAAAAAAAAGUAUUUCUACUUUGUUAGUAUCACAGAUCUCUGAAUUUUCAUUUAACAUAUCUGACCUCUUUUUUUUUUAAAAUACACUCUCCCCUUUUGGUAUCUCACUUUAAUGACAAAUAGUUAAGAAUUAUUUUCGGUAAAACCUGUCAGCAAGAAACACAAUAUGUCCACUUUCACCCUUACACUUUAUUUUUGGUUUCGGUGAACAUUUUCUUUGCUGUAUAUUGACAUUUUACUGUUUUAGAUCUAUGGGGUUGAGAUUAAUGUAAUUUUGGAAUAGUAUUACGACUGUUAUAAAAUUAUAUGUAUAUUCAGAGAAAGAAUAUCUUUGCUGCAGAAUGAACAAGCCAUUUUGUUAUCAAAUUUAAUGAAAUAAAGUUACUCUCAUAGGUAAA